Molecule: messenger RNA, 1646 nt
Organism: Pseudonaja textilis
Lineage: Eukaryota; Metazoa; Chordata; Lepidosauria; Squamata; Elapidae
Product: phospholipase A2 inhibitor beta
Molecular function (GO): protein binding
Source: RefSeq, a predicted model, not a curated record
UGUUUGUUGUCCCCAUGACGCAAUCAGGACAGGGGAAAUUCUUACUAAUGUUUGAGGACAGCAAAUUCACCCCCCACCCCCACCCCCACCCCCAGUGCAGGUAUAUAAGAGGGUUCCUGAGGUCCCCAGCAUUUGAGGAAGAGGGAGGCUGGCAGGCAUUCCGUUUGGAGAAAGCUACAGGAUGAGGCCUCCAGCUCCACCUCUUCUGAUCGCCUGCCUUGUGAUGUCGCUGAACAGCUACACCCAGCAGGUUCCUCCCUGCCUGCCCGAAUAUCCAGGUCCAGAAAGCAACACUACUUUUGAGUGCAACUCUUUGCUCCGCGAAUUUCCCUCCGGCUUCCCCAGUGAAACCGAGACCAUCAUCAUUCGGUCGAGCCAGAUCUCCAACCUGGGUGCGGAGGCCCUGCAGGGUCUCCCAGAGCUCCAGGGGCUUUCUCUGAUCCGCAGCCCGUUGAAGACCCUUCCAAGCGGCCUCUUCCGUAACCUCCCAGCACUGCAGUCCUUGGACCUCUACGGAAAUCUCCUGGAAGAUCUACCUGCGGAUCUCUUCGCGCCCAUCAGUAGACUGGCCGACUUAUCCCUCGAUGCAAACCAGCUGACUGAGCUGCGCCCAUCCUGGUUCGAAACCCUGAAGGAACUCAGGAUCCUGCGCCUCAAUGGCAAUCAGCUGAAGGAGAUCCCGCCCAAUUGCUUCCAUAAACUGACCCUGUUGUUGUCCCUGGACCUUUCCUCCAACCUCCUCCGUUGCCUUUCUCCGGAGAUGUUCCAAGGCCUCACGUUUCUAACGGAUUUAAUUCUGAAAGACAACCUGGUUGUGUCUAUCGCCCCCGACACCUUCCGUGGGACUCCCACGCUGUGGGUCCUCUCCCUGAGAAACAACAGCCUGACCCACGUUCCACCUGGGCUCUUUCAGUCCUUGGAGAACCUGGUGCAGCUGGAUCUCUCCGCCAACGAGAUCACCUCCCUGGAGAUUCCCUUGGUCAACGUGUCUUCCGAGUUCACUCUCGAGCUCUCCGACAACCCAUGGGCAUGUGACUGCCGCCUGCAGGCUCUCUUCAACUGGGCCCGGGAAAGCAACGUGGAUUGGUUCUCCAAGGAAGACGUGGUCUGCGCUUUCCCCAAAAGUUUGAAGGGGAAAACGGCAAUUUCGCUGGAGAGAUCUCAACUUUGUCCCUGCUAAACAUUCCAGAUGGAUCUUUCUCCAACCUGCUCAGCGGACGUGCUUGAAGGGGAUUGGACUUCAGCUACCAGAAUGCCCCAAUUCCCAGAAUUCCUAGGCCGGCAUGUUUUCAGAUAAUUGAACUUCCCAGAAUCCCCCCUGUCAUCAUGUGGACUUCCAGAAGUCCCAAGCCAGCGUGUUUUAAGAUAAUUGGACUUAGUUCCCAGAAUCCCCCUAGCCACCAUGUAUGGACUUCAACUCCCAGAAGUCCCAGGCCAGCACGCUUUAAGAUGGGGGGGUGGGGGCUUCAACUCCCAGAAUUCCCAACGAUCGUGCUGUAAGAUACAGUACGUUUAAAAGAAUGAAAGAGGGAAAAGGCUGUAGAUAGCCAGACAGAUACAAAUAAUCAAAGUUGGAAGGGACCUUGUAGGUUAUCUAGUCCAACCCCCUGCCCAAGCAGAACCUACACCAUUUCUGACCGAUGGCA